Messenger RNA from Acaromyces ingoldii, 456 nucleotides. RefSeq lists its product as hypothetical. Lineage: Eukaryota; Fungi; Basidiomycota; Exobasidiomycetes; Exobasidiales; Cryptobasidiaceae. The coding region runs from base 25 to 285 and encodes 86 amino acids. The record is from RefSeq and is a predicted model, not a curated record. The transcript has 2 exons.
CGCCUUUGGCACGAAGCUCUACAGAUGGCGACACGACCGGUAGUGCCUGCCGCCCUCGCCGGCUGCUGCACUGUCCUCUCCAUCAUGGGCGUCCUCAUCCUCUCCGUCUUCGGGUACGGAUUCUCACACAACUGGCCUGCAUUCAUGGGCAGCGAAGAGAACCCAAAGGAUGGCGUGGCAGUGGGGGAGACGUGCUAUGUUGCCGCUAUGGUCUAUGGUGCCUUCAUCGUCUUUUGUGGCUGCCAACUCGGCGUUCACAGGCGGUAUAGUCGCAUCAGGCUCUAACGUGGGGAUCCCGACGAGGAGACAAGCAGUCGACAAGUGGAAUCGCAUGAUCACGACGCACUCAAUGGCACCAUAUCACACACUCAUUCUCACUCGCAUGCUGUUACAGUGGUGAAGAUACAUUACAAUUGAAAGUAAGAAUCAUACGGGAUUUCACAGCUCGGCUCGAUU